UGCGCUUUGAUGACUUGAUUGCCCAAAACGCAGCAUAAGUGGAUAUAAUCCGAUCAUAAUGGAGCAGCGACUUUUUCGACCGGUCUUUGAGGAUAUCGACCGUGGUCGACCAGGCUCGGCCUUAAGUCAGCUACAAACGCUCACCAAAAAGACCCCAAAGAUAGCCACCAACCCCACCUUUCAAGCUUUGAAAUGCCUCUGUCAUCAGCGUCUCGGCGAAGACGAUCAGGCGAUAGAAGUCUUCGAGACACUACUCAAAGAUGACCAGGAGAAGAAGAUACCUACCGGAAGCGGCAGCAAGGGCAAAGCAGCUGCUCGAGGCAAAGGCGGAAGACAGGCUUUAUUGAAGAAGAUCCAAAAAGUUCAGACAGCUGAGCCGACUGAAGGCGAGGAAGUGGAAGAUAAACAAACCGAGGCUGCGGACGGCGCCGCGGCAGCUCCGCCGACUCGGGUAUUCGAUGAUGGCGUGAUCAACGUUCUCCAAUUCGCUCUUCAAGGACUCGGAAAAUACCAGGAGCUACGCAAGAUAUAUCUCGAUGCCUGGAAUGCAGACAACCAGAAGGAUUUGGAAAAAGGAGCUCAGGCUUUCCUGUGCAGUCUCCGCUCACGAGACUGGAGUGGCAUGCAAGAUCACAGCCAGGACCCGAAAAUGGCUCACUGGGCUGCAAUGUCGCUCUAUCUUCAAGCUACCGACCGCAAAACCCCUAGCAAAAGCAAACCAUUGUUACUCUCAUUGGCUUACUCUCUCUUGACAUCCUCGCCCGCCAAUCCAUACCGGACCCCAGAUGUCUUCAUCCUUUGGGUACGAAUCUGUCGAGCUGCUGGACAAACGCGUAGAGCGCUACCCUCCAUCACGGAAGGCCCUGGGGUCAAAAAUGGCUCUGCACUGGAAAAGGAAGCCCUGGAGGCUCUUACGCCUGAUUUGAGGAAAGCCGAGAAAGACGUCGAAUUCGAAGCAGGUUGGUGGACAGCCGUCGCUGGCGAUUUGCGUAUCAAGUGGGAACGGUGGGAAUUGGUGGGAGAGAUUGCUGAACGGCUCAUCGAAGGCGCCGAGGUCAAGCAGUCUAGCGGGCCAGAAGACGCUCAAGACGUGGACGAGCAGGACGUCCCUGAUGCCGAUGAAACCGAUGUACAGGGAACGAUACAGGGACAACAGGAAGUUUCAUGGGCACAGGACUGGGAUUGGGAAAAGGAAUGGGAGCGAGGCGACGACCAAAUCCGGGGUGCAGCCGACUUGCCGGAGACCAAUUACAAAGCGUACAUAACGCACCUUUCGGUUCUUUUCCUCUUGCUGUCCAAACCCGAACUCAUCAAGGAUUCCGCAAAAUCCCCAGCGACCUAUCUCGCGGAAACACAACGAACUCUGCUUGACUUGGCUUCGCAGUCCGCAUUCGUCAAGAAGGAACGCGCCCCCUUGAUGGCUCUGCUCGCUAUCAAUAAAAAGCUUGAUACACUUGGGCUCUCGGUUGACAGCGAGGGAUCAGGCGAGACAGCCACUAUCAAGGUGCUAUCGAGGUAUCUCGAGGAAUUUGGCCACAAGGGAUGCGUACGGGAUGACCUUCUUCCUUAUUUGCAAGGCCGAGAGGGAUGCAUUGAACCGGCUAUCAGAAGUAUACUUGAAGCCAUGGUAACCGAAACAACAUCCGAAUACAAGAGCUAUAUGCGUAAUCUUAACGCUCGCAAGUUGCUGCGACGUGCUUUGCCCCUGAGUGACAGGGACGCGGAGAUCGAGGCCGGGAAAGUCUUUCUUAUGCAGUACUUUGCAGGGGCAGCAUAUGGCAAAGACCUUCCUGUGACCGAUGUCCGACCUGCAGAUGACUACGCCCUGAUGGCGGCUCAAGCAUGGAUCAACGCCUGGCGACUGGACAAGGACGCAAAAGAUGCUAGAGCCUACCUUGUGUUGGCGAUAGUCGCCCUGGAACGAAAUCUCAGGGAUAGCCCUGCCAACGGACAAGCACGAAUGCUAUUGAUAAGGCUGUAUCGAUUGAUCGGGGCACCAUCCUUGAUCGUCGAGCAUAUCGCACCUCUGAAAAUGCGGACAUUCCAGCAAGAUACCGCUUUGCACUUUGUUACCGAGAGGUCAACGCCGGACUACGUCGCUGGUGGAGAGAAGACUAGGACGGCGCUGGCUAGCCUGCUUCUGCAGUGCAAACAAGUAUAUGAAAAGACUCAGGGCGAUGUAGGCGAGACCAGCGUUGCCGGCUUCACCGAAGAGGCUUACUCGCAGGUUCCCUCAAUGCUCGAGCUCGGUGACAAAUUCCAGCAUUCCCAUCAGCGCCAACUGACAGAGCUCGAGUUGGUUCGACAUUCUGCUAUGCGGGAUUCGAGCGAGCUUCUCGGAGCCGACAGAUCGGUGGCCAUUCAGAACUUGUCACUCUACGCCGAGGACACCGCCGUCGAUGUCAGAGACUGGGACCUCUUUCCGGAUUUCGGAACUGCUCACGAUGAAGGUCUUAUUCAGCAGACCCAGCUGGGCAAGCUGUCUACACCUUCUACUGUUCGAGCAGGCGCCGAUCUAUGGACGUUAAUUCUUGACCCAGCCUCUGAACGAAGAUUGGAAAUCAGUGUCGAUAGUGAAAACACCACGGAUAGGAUCAUGUUCGACAUCGGUCAGGCCAUAGGACACUUCGCAAGAGCUUGUCGCGUAGGAGAGUCGACCGAUCCCACCAGUAUCUGCGAGCGAUUGAAGGACUUGGCGCAGCUAGUUCCUGGGGAGCAAGGCAGGCAAUCAAUGGAAAGGGCGGCAACCCUUAUGGAGUGCUAUGCCAUGUUGGAAAUAGCACUGACGCCCUACAAAGUCAAAGCAGGCAAGAAGGGCAAAGGAGCUGCCCCUUCCACAGUACCUCAGCCCAAGCGGUCAGAACCGUCUUUGUAUCGGCUCAAGACAUCAUCCGAGAUUUCGCCGCCAACUUCAAGAAUACGGAGGCUACUGACAUUCUGGUGGGACAGAAUCACGUCGUUGAUCUUGUUAAAGCUUUAGGAUUGGCCGAGGCUGUGAGUGACGAGGCUACUUGCGCUCGUCCAGUUGAGUUAACUCGA
Molecule: messenger RNA, 3039 nt
Organism: Filobasidium floriforme
Lineage: Eukaryota; Fungi; Basidiomycota; Tremellomycetes; Filobasidiales; Filobasidiaceae
Product: N-acetyltransferase B complex non catalytic subunit-domain-containing protein
Exons: 17
Coding region: 59-2980 (973 amino acids)
Biological process (GO): N-terminal peptidyl-methionine acetylation
Cellular component (GO): NatB complex; cytoplasm
Molecular function (GO): protein-N-terminal amino-acid acetyltransferase activity
Source: RefSeq, a predicted model, not a curated record